Dujonia railenensis is the source of this 852-nucleotide messenger RNA. The record is from the annotation of a GenBank genome assembly. NCBI's taxonomy places the organism in Eukaryota, Fungi, Ascomycota, Pichiomycetes, Serinales, Debaryomycetaceae.
AUGUCCUUAACAUUUAAACAGCAGGAAUUAAUCGAUGAAACGAUCUCGACGUUCAUUCAUAACUACGAUCGUAUUGCCCAGCUGUAUCUCGCGGUGAGGCAGUCCAUACUUUCACUUGAAGACAGCCCUGAGUCACACAAGGUCAAACAACUACAAUAUGAACUUGUAAAAUGCAAGGAAUUGUAUACAAUACAUAUAGAAAAUCUCUUAUUGCGAAAAGAUCAAAUCAGCAAGGUCCCCUUUACGCAUACUGUAGAUCUUAAUGAGAAAGUCUCUCAGUUGCAAGGUGAAAAGAUACAAUUGAAUCGAGAGAUUGAAAAUUUAACGAAAGUGCAAAAGCCGUUACUUGAUGAUAUGAGAGUUUUACUUAAGUCAUUCAACGAUGCGUUGGAUAAAAGAACAGCUAAAAAGUUCCCGAUUUUGACAAGGAAUGGGAGGGUUCAGGAGCAAUAUCAAACAGGAAAGAGUAGCAUAGACUUAAGUCAGCUUGAGUUUGAAGAAUCGGAGUUGAAAGAAGUGUUCAAAGAAAUUCAAGAGAGGUUAGCCUCACGAGAUGAACAGAAUGCCAAUAUUUCACAGGUAAAAGUGUUAGGACACUUGAAUGAAUACUUGGAGAAUGGCAGGACGUUGAAGCGCUUGGAGGGUAGUAAGUACUUGUACGAUGUGUCAGCAGCCACAGGAAAGAUCUCUGAUAAGACCAUUGGCAGUAACACUACAGUUGCGGAGUAUGAUCAAAUGAUCGAAGAUGUAGAAAAUAGUAUCAAGGAAUUGAUUCAAAGUGGAGUGGAAACCAGAGAGAGGUGGAGUAGCAACGCUCAAAAGUUGGAUUUGAUAAAGGAAGCGGUCCAGUAA